Molecule: messenger RNA, 771 nt
Organism: Vicia villosa (hairy vetch)
Lineage: Eukaryota; Viridiplantae; Streptophyta; Magnoliopsida; Fabales; Fabaceae
Exons: 1
Coding region: 1-771 (256 amino acids)
Source: RefSeq, a predicted model, not a curated record
AUGGGAGGUUUUGUAAAUUCUGUUUGGGUGUGGGACUAUGAUGGUUUGGGGGAUAAUCUCAGUGGCGACAUGUUGGAGCAAUUCGAAGAGCUUGAGAAUAUUCUAAGAUUUGUUGUUCUUAAUUCAGAUUUACAGGACGAAUUUGUUUGGUUCCCUCAAGGGGAAAUGUCGUAUUCCGUCUCUGGGGGCUACUCGUUGAUCAGACGUAAUGCGCCUCAACAGUCGCUUAAUCCGGUGGAACUGCUAGCCGUAAAUCAGAUUUGGAAAACUCAGGUGCCGUCGAAGAUCCAGGUUUUUGGGUGGAGGUGCAUUAAGGAUAGAAUAGCUACAAGGGAGCAACUUCUAAAAAGGGGGAUUUUAUCGGGUAGUGAUGCGAAUGUGUGUGUUUUCUGCAGCUGUGUUGGAGAAUCAAUCCUGCAUCUUCUUAUUUUUUGCCCGUUUGCCGCAGAGGUAUGGAACCAGGUAUGUGUUUGGGCUGACAUUGAUUUUUUCCAAGAAACUUCCAUUUCUGCUCAAUUGUUAGCUUGCUCAAAUUCUGUUAGAGGCAACAUUCCGGUUAAGAAGAGGUUGUUACUGUGGUUGGUUUAUGCGUGGUCAAUUUGGUGCAAGCGGAAUGCGGUUAUUUUUAAGAACGAAGCAGCAGUGGCGGUGGAGGUGUUUGAACAAAUUCGUCUUUCCUCUUGGCAAUGGCAUAUAAUAGGGGUUAAUGUUAAGGGCCUUUCGAAUUAUUAUUUGUGGUGUCAAAAUCCGUUGGAGUCGAUGCUAUUGUAA